UCGCCUGUCGCUUCCCCAGAAGGCACCCAGCACCAGAAAUCUCGAUCAGAAAAGAAUUCGCUCGGUAGGGUUCGGGCAAGUUCCACGGGGGAAGAAAGUCGCUCCUGUAGAUCAGCUGGUGGUUGAGAACCAGCAGAUUUUAAGAGACAUGGUGAAUGUUGCUGUUGAGGAUCACAAUCCGAACUCGCCAGUCAAUGUACUCAAGUUUACUGCCAAGGCAGGUGUCGUAGUGGAAUUGUACGAUAUCAGCCAAUCGGAAAUAGUAUUCUAUCAAAAAGGAUCGAAAAUUCACAAGACGUCAACAAAAGGUGCACAUUUAAUAGAGGAAAGAGCGCAACGAUAUCCGCCAGGAGUCGAUGGACUGCCCACGUCGGGACCGAAGCGUCGGUACAAUUUCAUUGAAUCCAUUUUCCGUCCCCAGCAAAUCUGGCCGCGCCACAAUUAUGAAAUCGCCAGCCAAACGGAAUCAAUGCCGAUUGGCAGUUUUCGUGUUAAAGUACGCACGUAUGCUAUCAACGAUCUCUACGCAGCUGACCUGAAGCGUAAGAAAACCGGUGAUACGGAACACGGAAAGGGCGAUCCCACACAGCAGUCCAGUAUCGCAAUGGUUACUUUGUCCGAUGCGGAAAGAUUGGAAAAGGCCAAGAGCGAUUACCAGGCCGCGUAUAAAUUAGUUCUUGUUCCGAUGCAUCACGAUAUUGAGGAUACGAAACGAAAGGUGGCCGACGGAGCAGAAUGGCCGGUACACAUUGCGCCAACGAAGCUGAUUGGGUUGCAAAAGCAGCGAAGUAUACAGCACAUCUUCCGUGGGUUGAAACUGGUGGAGAAGAUUAUUCUUCAAGCUUUCCAUCGGCCUAUUUCUGUUGAUUACCGUUAUUUUGAGGACUUACUGGAUAACGGUCGGAAGACAGGAUCACUGAUGCCGUUGUGGAACAUCCACCAUCCCCGACUGAAGGAUGUUAAGCUGGAAUUCGCUGUAUGGCAUCCACGUUACCCGGACAUGUUUGUGUGCAGCGGCGGAAGAGACGAGGUGUGGGAUCCAUUGGUUGGGCCUGGGCAGACUGUGGGUUUUGUUUGUUGGUUCUCACUUCGCAAUCCCAUUUAUCCCGAAUACCUUCAGUACGUGGCAAAGCCGGUGAUGACCUUCGAUAUUCAUCCGAAAGGAUAUAUAAUGGCGGCCGGUACAAACGACGGGAACAUCAUGUACUUCAACAUGGGCAUACGCAGCGACGGUCCCGUAGCGGAGACAAAUUCCUUUGACGAAAUUCAUACUCGGACAAUUGUCGCUGUUAAAUUUCUAUCGGAAAAUAUCGAAGGCGAUAUGCGGUUUUUUACCGUUGGUUUGGAAGGAAACUAUAGAGAGUGGACUAUUGAGAAGCACACGAUUCUGCCACUGCGAUUGAUUCUGUCCUCCAACAUGCCAGGCUUUUUCCAUAAUCCAAACUGGUAUCUAGAUCAGCCCCAUACUGUCGCUUUCAGUCCUCUUCAGAAACAUUUGUUUUUGGUUGGGACAUUAUUCGGGUUUGUACAUCUUUGCCAUUAUGACGUCUUUCAACACAUACAACAUUCGUGGCGGGCACAUGAACUCCCUGUUGCUGCUGUCCGAUGGAACCCUUUCCAUAAAGACAUUUUCAUGACCUGCGGUUACGAUUACAAGAUCCAGAUCUACGAUUUGGCAAACAUUAAAGAAGGCCCAAUCUUGAAAUGGAAUUUCGACGUCGGUGUACGAGAUGUUCAGUGGGCGCCCUACAAUUCAAUGAUAUUUGCCACACUCUUGACCGAUGGGCAGUUUCUGAUGUAUGAUCUGGCUUAUUCCAAGUACACACCUAUUUGUUCUCAGGCGGUAGCUGUAACGUCAAAAAGCCGACUGGAGCGGAUACGCUUUAACAACUGGGGUCCGUAUGUACUGAUCAGCGAUCAGUCUGGAUCGGUGCAGAUAUUCAAGCUGAGCCCCAACCUAAGAAAAAUCGAAACCCAAGAGGAAGCCGUUGGAACGGUCCAACCAAAAUCCAGAGGUGCUCCCGUUGUCAAAAAGAAAACAACGGUCAGGAGUACGAAAUAUCCGGGCAUCGAUGUGAAAGCGCAAGUGGCCAAGGCAGAACGGUUGCUAGCGAUCUUCAGAGACAAAGUGCCUCCGUCCCUGAAGCUGGAUGCACCAAUGAAGAAAUACAUUACUGUGGGCGGGGAAUCGCUGAGCAGUGUGCUCCCAGAUGGAAAAGAGCUCAGAUUGUCGGGAUGGGAAAAGAGCAAAGAUAAGGGAAAAGAUAAGCGGUCAUUUUAGCCUAAUCGGUGCGCUUUUACUGACUGUUCAGUCUAUGGUUCACUGUAAUCACCAUGUUUACUAGUAGUGUCGGCUAGAAGGUGAAUGUACAAUGCGGUGCUUGUGAUAGUGGUUAUUCUGUCUGGUGAUUCGGAUGACCCAUCACGACUUGCUUGUAUAAAUUACGACAUAAGA
Molecule: messenger RNA, 2455 nt
Organism: Paramacrobiotus metropolitanus
Lineage: Eukaryota; Metazoa; Tardigrada; Eutardigrada; Parachela; Macrobiotidae
Product: dynein intermediate chain 2, ciliary-like
Biological process (GO): cilium movement; outer dynein arm assembly
Cellular component (GO): outer dynein arm
Molecular function (GO): dynein heavy chain binding; dynein light chain binding
Source: RefSeq, a predicted model, not a curated record